AUCAAUCAAUACAAUUUAUAUAUAGUACAUGUGUACACACAUGCAACAGUAAACAAAAAUGGCCUUCAAGUAGGAUUUUGGAUUAUUCUAACAUUAUAAAAGGAUAAAUAUGGAUUAACUAGGAUGCAGUUAUAACAUCUGAAUAAGAAUGGCAAGCAAAUCAGAUAAAAGAAAACUGCAUGCGGAAAGCUAUAUUGUAUUAACCAAGCCGUAUUUAGAGAAGUUAGCAAGCAAGAUUCGAAGUCACUACCAUCUCAUUUUAUUCAAACUUGGAGUGGAAGAACACAUGUUUGGACAUUAUGAUAAAUAUGCUUAUCGAAAUGCUUUUAAUGGUUUGCUAGAUUGGCAGAGACAGUUUGAGGAUAAAGGUGAACAUUACAUGAUACAGCGCCUGAAAGAAGCACUAGUUAAUGCUGACAGAAAGGAUUUAUGUAAAGACUUAGAAGAAGAACAGCAAAAACAACAACAAUAUCAAGAAGAAGAAGAAGCAGAACGACGACGACAACGACAAGAAGAAGAAGAAGACCAGCGACGACAGCAAGAAGAAGACGAAGAAGAAGAACGACGUCGACAACAAGAAGAAGACGAAGAAGACGAACUACGACGGCAAGAAGAAGAAGAAGAAGAAGAAGAACGACGACGACAACAAGAAGACGACGACGAAGAAGAACGACGACAACAAGAAGAAGACGAAGAAGAAGAACGACGACAACUAGAAGAAGAAGAAGAAGAAGAUCGAAGACGACGACAACAAGAAGACGACGACGAAGAAGAAGAUCGAAGACGACAACAAGAAGAAGACGAAGAAGAACAAAGACGACAACAAGAAAAAGACGAAGAAGAACAACGACGACAAGAAGAAGAAGAACAAGAAGAAGAAGACCAACGACGACAACAACAACAAGACGACGAAGAAGAAGCAGAACGACAACGACAAGAAGAAGAAGAAGAAGACCAACGACGACAAGAAGAAGAACAAGAAGAAGAACGACAACGACAACAAGAAGAAGAACGACAACGACAAGAAGAAGAAGACUACUACUUGUACUAUGAUGAUGAUGAGUAAGAUUUUAACUGUCACUGAUAACAGUCAUGAUAUUUAAGACAAACGUAUGAGAAGUGUCUGUUAGCUUUGUAAAAUGUCAGUCCUUUAUAUAAUAUUAUACACUAACAAACUUUAUUUCAACUGAAACAUCUCACGAGUAUAACAAUAAAUAUAUAAAAAUGUGCAUCAUAGAAAAGCCAUAUGUAUUACCAUCACACGAUGUAUUUCCUUUGUAGUCCUUUAAAAAAUGUCCACUGAAACCACUAGGUCAAUCAGAACUAAAUUUGGCCUGUAACUUUUUUUUUUUUUUUUUUUUAGGGGGGGGGGGGUACUUUUAUACUUGACCCCUAUUGCUAAUAGUACAACAUAAGAGCAAUAUUAAGAAAUACCUCAAUCAAAUAUUACUAGUAAAAAAUAAAUCUUAUCAGAAAUAAAAAGCUAUAAACUAUUGCGCAAAAUUUAUUAUUUGUAAUUAAUAAUUAUACUAUUAUGAUGUUAUCACCCAACAGAUACUCAAUCUUGCUAUCUAGCGUUUAUUUGAAUAGAAAUGUGGACAAAAAUGUAAAGAAAAGGAUGUAAAAAAAUAUGAAGUAUCAAUAUACUUUGAUUAAAUAAUGCAUUCGUAGUCCUCUUUAAGAACGUCAUUUAAUGAACUAAUCAACAUUCAAACCUAACAUUCUAACUUAACCGCCAUCAUUUCUAACAAUGGGAAAUAUGACAACAAAUUCAUUAUUUUUCUUAAACAUUGUUUCCUUGUAAAUCAACUAUGCCAAUUGGCUCAAAACAUGCUCUGUAUCUUCCCAAGGGGUCUAUUGAAUUAGUUUAUUUGUUGCAAUAUAACAUUCAUCAUAACCUAAUCUAAACAUUUCUUUUGUUUGUUUUAUCACAGUUAGCGUAGCUGUACAUGUAGUAAAAAGUAAUGAUCGAUAUUUAUAAUAUAUAUUCGAAAUGAUUCAUUCCAAAAAUAAAGUAAAAAGCAGUGUUCUUCUCAAAGUUAUAAAUAAAUCAGCAUUGGUUACUUAUCGCAGGAAAGAGAUGCUUAAAUACCGUCUAGAUUCGAUUUUAACCGAUGAUGUAACAUUCAUUAAGGAUGUUGCAUUCGAUCCUAAUGCUCUAACAAUUAAUGACAUUUAUUGGAUGGUAAUGAAUACAAAAUUUAUAUAUAUAAAGUCAUGCAAGCUUAUACUAUUGCUAAAAAAUACACAGAGAAAUCCAUUUUAAAGAUCUGGUAACAGAAGGUGGAUAGCCAUGUUAAAUUUCCAUAUAAAACAGGUGAUUUAGUACAAUAACGUUCGAAGAAGUUUGGAGAUGAAAUCCAUCUUACUUUGGUUUGCCUUGGAAGUAAUAUUGAAAGGAAGAACAACAACGCCAGUUCAAAGGUUUCAUCUGCGUUACCGCCUAUCUUUCGAUUACUCGUUAAUCAUUUUACGAUAUGGAAUGGUAGUUGAUUCUCCGCAUGUGAUCGAUCAAAUCACUGACACUUUUCGGUCGUUUUCGUGUUCACGGAAAAUUACGAACAGACAAGUUGUUGUCGUAUAUACGUGCGAGGUAACCCGAAUAGUCCACUCGUUACAUUCCGCUGAUGUACGCUGUCGAAUAGAGUAAUUCGUUCAAUGUUGAUUUUAGUCUAAUUUUCCUAUUUCUGUUUAUUUCGAUCUUAAAAACUUGAGAACAUGGGUGGAUCGUUUUCAAUUUUAAUAUUUACAGACAGUUAAGACGCCAUUUCUUAAAAAUUUAAGAAUAUGAUUGUACAACAAAUAUGUUUGGACCCCCUUUUAUUAAAUAUGAAUAAUCCAAGUCACGCGUGUAUACCAGUCAAUUAAAAUAUUCACAAACGUUUCGAUUCUUUAAACUAAUUCGUAUAAAUGAAUAUGCGGUUAGGCAGAUAGGGUCAAGCUCAUUUUGUCUGUUUGUUUUUAUUUUUGCUGUAGCGUGUUAUAUUAACUGGAUUAAAACAUUUUUUAAAAUAGAUAUUUACGAACUUAUCCCGAUUUUAGUUGUCCAGUUUCAAUAAUGUAAUCAAUGACAUUUAUUACAUAUACAUAAAUUUAAAAUACUUGAAAGUAAAUAUCCUUUUUUAAAUCUCGAUAAACUUUGCACAUUUCAACAGUAAAAAAAUCUAUGUCUUCAUUUGUCUUCAUUUUUUUGUUAAACAUCAUGUGAAACCUGAUCGCUUCGUCGGUAUUACCUGUUUUACUCGGGAUCCGCUUUCAAUCGGAAAAUACUUUUAGAUCAGUUUAAAACGAACGGUAAAAAGCAAAAAUAUGCAAAAAUAAAUACAAUUUUCCAUGUUUAACUGCUGUAGUGUAAACAAUUCUCGUCCGUUUUUCAAGUUUUUUUUACAUCAUUCAAUUUCUUUUUGAAGGUAGAAGUUAUAUAUGCUGAAAUAUUAGGCAUUUUAGUAAGGAGUAGUGAUGAGAUAAAGGGUAUUACGAUAGAUGAUUCAGAGUAUAUCUUGUCUCAAUAUGCACACGACACAUCACUUAUUUUAGAUGGGUCGCCUUCCUCAGUGGAUGCAUCUCUCCGUAUAUUAACAAAUCUAUGCUGAGAUAUCAGGACUGAAAAUUAAUUUAGACAAAACAAACGUUACAUGGAUAGGUAGUAAAAGACAUAGUCAAGACAAAAUAUGUGUGAAGUGGGGACUGAAAUGGGGUUUCAGUACAUUCAAAUUAUUAGGUAUCACUUUCUGUGUUGAUUUAGAUAGAAUGUUAAAUCUAAACUAUGCUCCUUGAAUACAAAAAAUAGAACAAAUAUUACAAAAAUGUUCAAAACAGUCACUUACCCCGUUUGGUAAAAUAACAAUUAUAAAGUCACUAAUUAUAUCAAAAUUAAAUCAUCUGUUCCUGUCAAUCCCAGGUCCAGAUGAUAAUAUGAUACGUCAACUUAAUAGUAAAAUUUAUUCAUUCAUUUGGGAUGAUAAGCCUGACAAGAUAAAGCGGGAUCUUCUAUGCCAAGAAUACUUCAGAGGGGGCCUAAAAAUUAUUAAUUUGAGACAUUUUAUACAAGGGUUAAAACUUACUUGGGUAAGAAGAUUAUUUCAGUCAAAAUCCAAAUGGAUCCAAUUAUUUACCUCCACCCAAAAUAUAAAUUUUACAGAGUUGGCUUAUUUUGGAAUUAUUAAAAAAUCAAAAACAAAUUCUGGGAUGAAGUUUUUCAUGCCUGGAAAAGUCCGAAAAGGGCUCAAAGGAUAUGUAUACUAUUUUAAAUCAAGGAACAUUACCUAUAGAUUUCGUAGCAGAAAAAAAAUGCUAAUUAGUCGUUGUUAUUCCUUUUAAAUAUUACUUCCAUGCCAUUGGGUUUGCACAACAAAAAUUAUAAAGCAGGAACAUAAAAGAAUAAUAGAACUUCUUACGAUAAUAAUAAUAAUUUGGAAUUAUUCACAAACAUGACUCUGUCAACCGAAGACAUUAAUCAAUUCACAUACAGCCAGGAAACAGCUACUGGUCAAGGAGUUUAACUUGUGACUUUUAGGAAAGAACAAGUCUGAGUAAGUCUUCAAAACGUGCAGCAUCGUUCAAUCUCAUGGCAUGCUCACCCAAACAGCUGACAAAUUGUACUGCUAAAAAUGCGCAAAGUUUGUUAGUGGCCAAAACGAUGGUUAAACUAAAUGCUGAAAUAGUAUACGUUUCUAAACAAAGGGUAUGGGUGACAAUAUCUAAUCAAUGCUCGGAAUCAUCUUAGAAAGAUUAUAUGAUGCUUUUAUUGAUUGUAGUCAGAACAGAAGACAAUGAAACUUUCUAUUAUAUAUUCGAAGACUGUUCAGAAAGGAAAAUUUACUUAUAUCAUAGCAAAGGGCAUUACAAAAAUAGAAUGAUCAUUUCUACAUGUUCUAUAAACUACUUGAGAAAAUAUAUUGCAAACAUAUUUUUCUCAUAAAAACGAUUUUUAGAUUAGUUGUAUGAAAACGUUAUUCUUUUCUGAUUUUUAACAGAAUAAAAAUACUGAAAAUACUGUGAUUAACGAAACCCAUUCUCUUACUCUAUUUCCAGUUCAUGAUAUUUAAUAUCGCACUUAAACCGACGUUGUAACUUCCUCAGGCAGAAGUCCCCUUCAGAUUUUGCUCUUUUUGUUUACUGUUUUCAUUCGUUUAACAUCACUUUCUUAAUUUGAACGCUCGUACCCGAUGAUGGUUUUUCAAAAAACGCGUCUUGCCCUCGUAAAUUGAUAUUAUAAGUUUAGAGUUAAUUUCAUGUUUUAGUAUCUUAUUAAUUUAUUUCAAAUUAUUUGUUUUAUUGACUUUUAAAUAUCUUAUAAUUUAUUAUCAACGUUUAUAUAGUUUCCCUUCUUAUUUUACCAAUUAUAUUACUUCAUUAAGA
Molecule: messenger RNA, 5361 nt
Organism: Mytilus californianus (California mussel)
Lineage: Eukaryota; Metazoa; Mollusca; Bivalvia; Mytilida; Mytilidae
Exons: 4
Coding region: 149-1066 (305 amino acids)
Molecular function (GO): protein binding
Source: RefSeq, a predicted model, not a curated record